AUGAGGACGGAACGCGUGCAGCCCGAUGCCGUCUGCCGCAACCUGCCCGCGAGGAGGGCGUCGAUCAAGCCCACCCCGGGCAAUCGGCUGGCCAGCGUCAGCGUCAGGGCAAAGCAGCCGGAACUCGUUGACAGCAAGCAGGCUGUAGCGAGUCGCCGGCCGAUUUUGAUUGGUGUCCUUGGGACGUGUGCGUCAUUGGCUUGUGUGGGUGGUGCACAAGCCCUCACCAGGGCUGAGGUGGACAAGCGCAAGGCGACGAUCGAAAACCAGGAGGCCAUGUUGGAGUACAUGCUGGAGCAACAGCGCACUCUCAGCAAAGCCAAGGCAGCAGCAAAGGAGCAACAGAUAGAGUCAGAGGCUAGUCAGAUUGAGAACAGAAUAACUCAGCAAAUCACAGCCGAUCGGGUAGAUCCCUCCAAAGCCGAGGAAGUGCCCAAAUUGGAGUCCGCCAUUGAGGAGGUGCAGGCGGCCGAGGCCAAGGCGGAGGCCCAGGUCAUCCGGGAAGAGAUCCUGGAGGAAGCCAAAAGGGUGGGCGUGGAGCAGGACAUAAGACUCGAGGCGGCGAAGGAGGAGGACGAAAUAUCAAAGGCGGUUGACGCGUUCGUGGCCAACAUGUCAUCGAUGCAAUGA
This is a messenger RNA of Ostreobium quekettii, 630 nucleotides long. The record is from the annotation of a GenBank genome assembly. NCBI's taxonomy places the organism in Eukaryota, Viridiplantae, Chlorophyta, Ulvophyceae, Bryopsidales, Ostreobiaceae.